CUGAGUGGCUGCUCUGGAAGCGCCCUUGAUCUCGUUCCCCCAGUACCCCUCCCGUCCCGUUCCAUUUGACGCAGGUUAGACACUGCUGUUCAGGUGAGGGGACUGACACGGCGGAGAGACACAGAGUCUGUCUCCUUGAACCCUGCCGGGCAGGAAACGGAGCCCAGCUCAGAACCCCGCAGAGGGAAGGCGGGAGAGCGAGGCCGCCGCUGAUUGGCCCAAAGUUCUCCGGCGCCGUCCAAUGGGCGGGUAGGGUGUGGCCGGGCUCGGGUACCAGGAGCUGCGCACAUCCCUCGGCUGGGUGACCGGUGGAACCUGCCCGCCGCCGUUCCUGUCGUGGGUCCUGCCCGCCGUUCCCGCCCCCGCCAUGGGCCUGGAGCUCUACCUGGACCUGCUGUCCCAGCCCUGCCGCGCCGUCUACAUCUUCGCCAAGAAGAACCGCAUCCCCUUCGAGCUGCGCACCGUGGACCUGCUCAAAGGCCAGAACCACAGCGAUGACUUUGUCCAGGUGAACCCCCUGAGGAAGGUGCCAGCCCUGAAGGAUGGGGACUUCACCUUGGCUGAGAGUGUGGCCAUCCUGCUGUAUCUGGCCCGCAAGUACGAGGCCCCUGACCACUGGUACCCCCAAGACCUGCAGGCCCGAGCCCGCGUGGACGAGUACCUGUCGUGGCAGCACACGGCCCUCCGGAUGAGCUGCACCCGGGCCAUGUGGCAGAAGAUGAUGUUCCCCGUGUUCCUGGGCCAACGGGUGCCCCCUGAGACACUGGCAAACACUCUGGCCGAGCUGGACCGGUGCCUGCAGCUGCUUGAGGACAAGUUCCUGAAGGACCAGGACUUCCUGGCCGGGCCCCACAUCUCAGUGGCGGACUUGGUGGCCAUCACAGAGCUGAUGCAUCCCGUCAGUGCCGGCUGUGACAUCUUCAAAAGCCGGCCUAAGCUGGCCGCAUGGCGCCAGCGCGUGGAAGCUGCGGUGGGGGAGGACCUCUUCCGAGAGGCCCACGCGGUCCUCAUGAAGGCCAAGGACCUGCCUCCAGCAGACACUGCGGUGAAGGAGAGGCUGAAGCCCUUAGCGCAACUGUUCUUGUAGUGAGUCCCGGCGAGCCUGGCACGGCACUCUAAGAGAUGGCGCUCCCUCCCCUCGGCUGUGGGCCAAAACACGGCUCCCGCUCAGAGUCCGGGCCACAGUGCUCUCCACACGCCAGCCCCGCAUGCCUUCCUCUGUCCGUCCGCUAACUUCACCCUUACCCCUUGCACGCUGACUUCCAUGUGAACUCUGGAAAGAGCUCCAGUAAACACAAAAGUGACCCUGGC
Messenger RNA from Capra hircus (goat), 1311 nucleotides. RefSeq names its product glutathione S-transferase theta-1. Gene Ontology annotation, biological process: glutathione metabolic process. The transcript is spliced from 5 exons. The record is from RefSeq and is a predicted model, not a curated record. The coding region runs from base 368 to 1087 and encodes 239 amino acids. NCBI's taxonomy places the organism in Eukaryota, Metazoa, Chordata, Mammalia, Artiodactyla, Bovidae. Gene Ontology annotation, cellular component: cytoplasm. Gene Ontology annotation, molecular function: glutathione transferase activity.